Triplophysa dalaica is the source of this 1932-nucleotide messenger RNA. It is a transcript of the gene lrit1a, whose product is annotated as leucine-rich repeat, immunoglobulin-like and transmembrane domains 1a. NCBI's taxonomy places the organism in Eukaryota, Metazoa, Chordata, Actinopteri, Cypriniformes, Nemacheilidae. The record is from RefSeq and is a predicted model, not a curated record. The transcript is spliced from 4 exons. Gene Ontology annotation, molecular function: protein binding. Bases 1 to 1932 code for a protein of 643 amino acids. Gene Ontology annotation, cellular component: endoplasmic reticulum membrane.
AUGUCUCUAACUGUCUUGUUCAGUGUGCUGCUGGCUUCAGGUGGAUUUCCACUUGUUAGGAGCUCAUGUCCUUCUCAGUGCAGCUGUUUUUAUCACAACCUGAGUGAUGGUUCAAGAGCCAGGAGCGUGAUUUGCAAUGACCCAGAGAUUUCCCUGGUGCCCGCCACUUUCCCACAGGACACCUCGAAACUUCGGAUCGAAAAGACUGCCAUCAAGAGGAUCCCGAGCGAGGCUUUUAGUUACCUAUCCAAUUUAGAAUUCCUUUGGAUGUCUUUUAACAUUUUAUCCUCUCUCAACUCGGACAGUUUCCAUGGUCUUUACAGUUUAGAGGAAUUAAGGCUGGAUGGAAACUCACUGACUUCAUUUCCGUGGGAAUCUCUAAUGGACAUGCCCAGUCUUAGGUUACUCGAUAUACACAAUAACCAGCUCUCCUCCAUUCUGUCAGAGGCAGCUCCCUACAUGAAAAAUUUAACCUACUUGGAUCUAUCCAGUAACAGUUUGCUUACGGUGCCAUCUGAGGUUCUUAGUACUUGGUUGACGGUCAAACCUAUCCCGGGACCUGAAAGUUCAAAAAUGAUCCUUGGACUCCAUGACAACCCUUGGAUGUGUGAUUGUCGAUUAUAUGACCUGGUCCAGUUCCAGAAAUCUCCCAGUCUGUCAGUGGCCUUCAUUGACACGCGGCUCAGGUGCGCUGAUCCUGAGAGCGUCUCCGGCGUUCUGUUUAGCGAUGCAGAGCUCAGGCGCUGCCAGGGGCCACGGGUCCAUACGGCUGUGGCCCGGGUGAGGAGUGCGGUAGGCAACAAUGUUCUCCUGCGCUGUGGAACCAUUGGGGUCCCCAUCCCAGAGCUGGCAUGGAGGAAGGCAGAUGGCAAGCCAGUGAAUGGGACAGUUCAACUGGAGAAUUCAAAGGAGGGGAUAGUUUGGUCUAUUCUAAGCGUGCCUGCUGUGUCUUACCGUGACACUGGAAAAUACAUCUGCAGAGCCACAAAUUACGCAGGAAGCGCAGAGGCUGUCAUUUCUUUGAUUAUAAGUGAUUCGCCCAAGGCGGAGAAUCUGACGUUAAUUCCGAAAGCCAAAGUUAAGGGCAAGAGGCCAAGUCCUAUUGUCAAGGCAGCCUAUCAAGACAAACUUUUUGCCACAUACGUUUCACCAACACCCAGGAAUCCACCCCCUCUCGGCGCAACUGGGAGUUACACAGGCCCAUAUCCAGGUAUGGAGAGGGACAAUGCCGCCAACAGUCGAGCAAAUACACAAACAGCCAGUCCCAACGGGUACCUGGAGACCAAUCUUAGCAAUCUCGCUGCAAACACAUCCUCUCUCCAGCAAGACCCUGACAGGGUGGUCCGCACCGUAAAAGUGAUCGGUGAUACAGACUACACCGUGUGUCUUAACUGGAGAGCCCCGACGGCUAAAAACACCACGGCAUUCAGCGUCCUCUAUGCCGUAUUUGGAGAGAGGGAUAUGCGCAGAAUCAACGUUAGUCCUGGCAACAACAGGAUCACCAUCGAGGGACUGGUUCCAAAAACCAAAUACAUCGCCUGUGUGUGCGUCAAGGGGCUGAUCCCCAAAAAGGAGCAGUGUGUAAUCUUCUCAACAGAUGCGGCGGCGAGCGCUAAUGGAACCCAAAAGCUCAUUAAUGUAGUAGUAAUCACAGUCGCCUGCGUGAUCGCCGUGCCUCUUACUGUUAUUGUGUGCUGUGGGGCGCUUAAGAGGAAAAUUCAAAAGUUUCUGGGGAAAAAGUCGAAAGACAUUCAGGACUCGUAUGUGACGUUUGAGACGCUUUCCCCAAACACAAAGGCCAAAGGUUUGGAAGGGGAAUACCUCACCAGACUCAACGCAGAGGAGUCCAACAGACUGCUGUCGGCAAGGUCUAGUAUGGACUCUGAAUCCACAGCUAAGAUUGAGGGACAGCCAAAUGAAUACUUCUGCUGA